GGGUCACCCACUACUGGGCUGUAACGGCGAUCCGAGAGUGGCCGAUUCAAAACACACGCACGCUCGCUCAUAUCUCGUGCGAAAGGGGCCGCAGUUGUAGCGGCGGCAUACGAGUACGGGACGGGCCGUUGUAGUUUGUGUUGACAGAGAAGAUAGCCGAGAUCGGACGGCUAUACACUCGGAGAGGAGGCAGCGACGCGCGGUGGUGAACUCGCCAGGAUAAAGUGCUUCGUCUAACAAAAUUUAGUGUGCCUUCUUAACGGGACAUCAUCGACUCGCUCUCUUCUGGGCACACGCACUACUACUCGCGUUCCUUGCAUUGGUGCGCGUGGCCCAUCACCGGCGUCCGCAUCGGCGGGCCGUCACGCUCCUCCCGCUUCUUGACGCACCGUUUUUACUGGGUCCCUUCAUCUCGAGCGCACGCUUUCCGUGCCGUGGAGUCGUCGUGCAUAGUGCCUUGUCCUUGCGGCGUCGCCAGUCUACUCCCGUGUACCGGUGCGUGGAUAAGAGAAUGCUUCUGCACGGAGUUCUCGCGGCGACAGCGCUGGUGCUUUCGCCGGUCAUCGUCACACCUUCGGAGGCAAGGAUACGAGACGAUCCAAACCAGCCGUUCGCUUACACAAGGUCCGGCUUAGUUCGGGGCGUUCGCUUGAACGUCGGCCACCGACCCGUCGACGCCUUCUACGGCAUACCCUACGCCGAGCCGCCCGUCGGUUAUCUCAGGUUUCGUAAGCCUCGACCCGCGCUGCCUUGGAAAGGCAUCUACUACGCCACGCACAAGAGACCUCCUUGUUCUCAGAAGUCCUGGGAACUUACGCAGGGCUUCACCAUUGACGCUUCCAACACCACCGAGGACUGUCUGCACUUGAACGUGUGGACGGCCGCCCGGUACUGCUUCCACCCCAACAUCGGGCUAUGCACCACCAAAGCCGUGAUGGUGUUCUUCCACGGCGGCGGCUUUCAGUUCGGCGGGAACAGUUACUCCGUCUACGACGCUCGCUACCUGGCCCUGUUCGGCGACGUCGUUGUGGUAGUGCCCAACUACAGACUCAACGUGUUCGGCUUCUUGAACGCCAACGUGUCUGACGCACCGGGCAACAUGGGCAUGUACGAUCAGAUCCUGGCGCUUGAGUGGAUCCAGAAAAACAUCGCCAUGUUCGGCGGGGACCCUAACCGCGUGACGUUGUUCGGCCAGAGUGCCGGUUCGGUAUCCAUAGGCUACCACCUGCUUUCGCCUCUAACCAGGGGCCUCUUCAAGAGGGUCAUAAUGCAGAGCGGCACUCCUUACUGGAAGGUUCCCGACAACACCUUCACCGGCAAGCUCAAGGUCCAGCAACUGGCCGUCGGCCUGGGCUGUCCCGUCGGCGAGAGGGGUAACGUGCUGGCCGAACCCACGAAGGUCAUCGACUGCAUUCGUUCCAGGAGCCGCACGAGCAUAUAUCGGGCCAUGAAGGACGUGUUCGGCGUCGAAGAGAACUACAUGAUCCCGGCCUACUACAGCGAGUUCUUCCUUUCGAACCCGUCCUGGCCACCGAGAGGGGUCUGUUCCAGGACGUCGACCUCAAUAUUCAACUUCAAGGACUACACCAAGAUCACCGUGGACGAGAUAUGGUUCUACAGCCUGCUGGUAUUCCGCGUUAUUCUGGGCAAGAAUCCGGCGCCCAUCCGUGAGCUCUACCUGAGCGACUUGAACGAGACAGACUCGUGGAUGGCGAUGAACCGACUGUCCGAUGCCGUGGGUGACUUCAGCCUCAUCUGCCCGUCGCAGCUGUUCGCCGAGGCUUUCGCCAAGCGCAAGAAUAACGUGUACUUCUACAUAUUCAACCACAGACCUUCAUUCAGCGUCUACCAGCCGUGGACGGGCGUGGCGCACGGAGAUGAGCUGGGCUUUGUGUUUGGCUUCCCGCUCCUCUACCCGCAACACUCGACCGAUGAAGAGAAGAUCCUGUCCAGAAGGAUGAUGCGCAUAUGGUCGACGUUCGCGAGAACUGGGAAGCCGCCGACAGUGGGAGGCCAACUUUGGCCAAGGUUCACACGCGAUCACGCUUUCCACCUGAACAUCAACCUCAAGAACUACUCACACGGCAUCGACUUCCGGAAGAAGCUGUGCUCCUUCUGGAGAAAGUACCUCGUUCCCACCGGUUACUGGUGACCGCGUGGCCCUUCACUCGCAACAGACUCCAGCGCACGCCCAUUUUCUGUACAGUUCUUCGUCUCAUGCUCUGAUAUGUCAUGUCGUUAAACUUGUUACAAAUCUGUAAAUAUAUAGCAAAGUACAAAA
Molecule: messenger RNA, 2281 nt
Organism: Rhipicephalus sanguineus (brown dog tick)
Lineage: Eukaryota; Metazoa; Arthropoda; Arachnida; Ixodida; Ixodidae
Product: acetylcholinesterase-like
Exons: 4
Coding region: 512-2152 (546 amino acids)
Biological process (GO): choline metabolic process; acetylcholine catabolic process
Cellular component (GO): plasma membrane
Molecular function (GO): acetylcholinesterase activity
Source: RefSeq, a predicted model, not a curated record